CUGCUCAAACCUUAGUAUCUGGUUCUUUGUACUCGAAACAGCUGAUAAUAAGAGUGCAAUAGUUGCCUAGUCAGUUUACAAACAAAUCUCAAAGCAGAAGUACCGAUACGCGGAGCAGUACUCUAGAUCCUAGUCCAGCCAUGCAACCCUGCCCUUCAAUAUUGAUCGCCUUGAUAUUGGCCUUUGUGUUCCCAAAUCCCAGUUUUGGAUAUUCCCCGCGAGAAGAUGCCCUUGCCAUUAGAGAAUUCAAACGAGAGCAGGGUUUAAAUCAUGCCAAAAUCGCCAGGGAUUUGGUCCAUCGAGCUAACUGGGCGGCCUUGGGAAGUCUUUCCACCAAUAAACUAGUAGAAGGAUAUCCCAUGGUCAACAUUAUAUCCAUAGAUGACAGCGAUGCCAAUGGUAACUCCACUGGAAGGAUUCGCUUUCUGCUGACCGAUCUGGAUUUUACUGGACCCGACUGGCAAAAGGACAACAAGGUGACCUUGCUGUUCAGUGAUGAGCAGACCCUUAGGUGCAAGGAUGGCGGCAAGGAUCCCAUGGAGCCUACAUGUGCCCGCUCCAUGAUCAGCGGCCAGGUCCAAAAAUUGGAUCCCAGUGACCAAAGCUAUCAGCCCGCAAAGGAUGCUUUUGUUAGACGUCAUCCAGCUGCUGAUAAUUGGAUUAAAGCCCACAAUUUCUACCUUUGUGAACUGGAAAUUAGUAAUAUCUUUGUGCUGGACUUUUACGGAGGUCCCCAUAAUGUCAAGGCUUCAGACUAUUACGCUGUUUCAAAAUGAAGUUCUCCUCCAGAAGUAAACACUUGAUGCCUCACACUCUUUGUUUGCAAAGCGAUCAACAAAAAACAAAAAA
This is a messenger RNA of Drosophila suzukii, 849 nucleotides long. It is a transcript of the gene CREG, whose product is annotated as Cellular Repressor of E1A-stimulated Genes. The record is from RefSeq and is a predicted model, not a curated record. Lineage: Eukaryota; Metazoa; Arthropoda; Insecta; Diptera; Drosophilidae.